UUCUCUCCUCGCGACACAAAAACACCACUUAUCUUUAUUAUUAUUUAUUAUACAGAACAACCGCUGCAGGAGAACCCGGAGCAGAGUAUUCCUACACUGUGGUACUUGGUGUCUCCAGGUGUGUCCAGGUGUCUCUGGUGGGACAGUAUGAGCUCUAAAGGCGGCGGCACGGCCCUGACUCGCCGUAACUACAGACUGGCUUCAGACACAGACAAACCCAGAGCUACAGGCAUUGUGAACGAGAAGCUGCUGAGUGACUACCUGCACCAUGUGUUCCCCUCCUCCACCAAUCAGGGACCUGCUCUGGCCUCGCUCAGGAAGCCUCUGGGUUUCCAGGACCUCGGGGCUCACCUGGAGAGGUUGCUGUCUGAAGGAGAGCCAGCGGAGCAGAGCCGAGAUGAAGCUGUUGAGGGACGCCUCGGCCCUCAGCCCGUCGUCUUGGAUCACACCAGCGGCUUCGAGGGGCUUCUGUUCGUAGACGAUGACCUGCUGGGGGUCAUCGGCCACAGCAACUUCAGCUCCAUCAGAGCCACCACCUGCGUCUACAAAGGGAAGUGGGCCUACGAGGUCCUGAUCUCCUCUCAGGGUCUGAUGCAGAUUGGCUGGUGCACUCUCAACUGUCGCUUCAACCAGGAGGAGGGAGUAGGUGACACCCCGGACUCGUAUGCGUACGACGGGAACAGAGUGAGGAAGUGGAACGUGACGACCACAAACUACGGGAAGUCGUGGGCUGCGGGAGACAUCGUCAGCUGUCUGAUCGACCUCGACGAGGGAACCAUCACCUUCUGCCUGAACGGCCAGUCUCUGGGAACAGCGUUUACCAACAUAAAGACGGGUCCCGGCGUGGCGUACUUCCCGGCCAUCAGCCUCUCCUUCAAAGAGUCGGUGGCCUUUAACUUCGGCAGCAGACCGCUCCGGUAUCCUGUGGAGGGUUACCUGCCCCUGCAGAACCCCCCCACCUCAGACCUGCUGAAGGCUCACAAGCUGCUGGGAUUCAUCAAGAACGUCCUCUCCACCGCCAUCGACACACAGGAGGAGCGUCUGGUGGAGAAGGACUUUGCAAGUUGGAGGCUACACGGAGAGCCGACCAUCCUCAUCACUCUGGCUCACAUCUUCAACCACUUCGCUCCACUCAUGUGUAAGGUGUACCUGGUGGAGGACGUGCUGAUGAACUUCCUGUUGGGGAUCCUGGAGGGCGGGGGCUCUGUGGAUGAACACCCCCUCAUCCAGCAGCUCCUUGAUCUGUUCUGGCUGCUGAUGGAGGACUAUGAGGUGAGUGAGUGUCUGAAGCAGCUGAUGAUGUCUCUGCUCAGAGCUUACCGCUUCUCCCCCAUCAUCCCCGACCUCGGCUUCCAGAUCCACUACCUGCGUCUCACCACGGCUGUCCUGAACCACGAGAAGUCCAGGAAGUACCUGCUCAACAACGUCACGUUCGACGUGCUUCGCUCCGUGGUCUUCUUCUACAUCAAGACUCCUCUGAGGGUUAAGGAGGCCGGGCUGGAGGAGCUGAUCCCAACCACCUGGUGGCCCACACACUUCGACAAGGAGGGUAAAGAUGAGCGCGAGCCGAGCGAUGAAAGUGCCGACGAGCGUUUGAGGCGACGAGCGUACGAGAGAGGCUGCCAGAGACUGAAGAAGAGGAUCGAAGUGGUGGAGGAGUUGCAGGUUCAGAUCCUGAAGCUGCUGCUCAACAACAAAGACAAAACCACAGGGGAAGCCUCCCGUUACAUCUUCCUCAACAAGUUCAGGAAGUUCCUGCAGGAGAACGCCAGCAACAGAGGGCACCCCACGGCUCUGUGUCCUCCGGAGUACAUGGUGUGUUUCCUGCACCGCCUCAUCACCGCCGUCAGGAUGAGCUGGGACGAAGGCCGGCGCCAGAGCUGCACCAGCAGCGAGGACGCCUACGUCCCCCCGCAGCUCUUCUACAACGGGAAGGUGGAUUACUUCGACCUGCAGAGGCUGGGGGGGCUGCUGUCCCACCUCAAGAAGACCCUCAAAGAUGACUUGGCGAGUAAAGCGAACAUCAUCAUCGACCCGGCAGAGAUUCAGGCGUCGUCCAUGGACGAUCUGGACGAGGACGAAGAGAGCGGAGCGGCACAGAGGCCGUUUGGUGCGGCAGCAGUGGGGGGGGCGUUGGCUCGGCCGAGCUGGCUGAGCUCUCCAACGCUCGGCCGGGCGAACCGCUUCCUGAGCACGGCAGCUGUCAGCCUCAUGACCCCCCGACGACCCCUCAGCCAACCGGAGAAGGUGAAGGUCCGAACGCUGGCCGUGGAGCACCGCACCGAGGACGACAUCGAGGGUAGCCAUGGUAACGAUGGACUGUUGCUGGGGCGACCGCUGGAAGAGCCCGAGCAGCCAAUCGCUGACAAGUCUCUGCUGGAGAUUGUGGACGGGAUCGUCAUGAUGUACAACCUGAGUGUCCACCAGCAGCUGGGCAAGAUGGUGGUGGUCUCAGAUGACGUUCAUGAAUACGCCGUGGCUCUGAAGGACACCGAGGAGAAGAUCGCCCGCUGCCCGGCUAAAAGAGCGGACAUCCUGGACGAGCUUCAGAAGAGUCAGAAGGUUUUCUCGGAGAAGUUGAACCACCUGAGCCGGAGACUGGCCUGGAUCAACGCCACCAUCUACUCCAAGGAGAAGAUGCUGGACGUGUACUGGCUGUUGUGUGUGUGUAUCCAUACCAUCGAACACGCCGAUAACACGGGUUCGCUGUUCGCCUUCGCCCCGGAGUUCUACCUGAACGUGGCGAUGAACGCCUACAGCGCCCUGAAGAACUACUUCAGCCCCGCCAACUGCAUGGACGAGCUGCCCGGUUACGAGGAAACGCUGACUCAGCUCGCUGCGAUCCUCGCCAAACACUUUGCAGAUCCACGUAUAGUUGGGACAGAUAUCAAGGACUCUCUGAUGCAGGCGCUGGCCAGCUACGUUUGUUACCCACAAUCCCUCAGGGCGGUGGAGCGGAUCCCCGAGGAACAGCGCGUGGCGAUGAUGAGGAACCUGCUGGCCCCGUAUGAGCAGCGGCCCUGGGCUCAGACCAACUGGAUCCUGGUCCGCCUCUGGAGGGGCUGUGGUUUCGGCUACAGAUACACUCGUCUUCCUCACCUGCUGAAGACCAAACCAGAGGACGCCAACCUGCCCAGCCUUCAGAAGCCUUGUCCCUCGCUGCUGCUGCAGAGACACAUGGCGGAGCUGCUGAGUGUGGAUAAAGAAAUGGCUGCCUCGUUCCUGAACAGCGUGCUGAACCAGCUCAACUGGGCCUUCAGCGAGUUCAUCGGCAUGAUCCAGGAGAUCCAGCAGGCUGCAGAGCGUCCAGAGAGGAACUUUGUUGACACUCGUCAGCUGAAGGUGUGUGCGACGUGCUUCGACCUGUCCGUCAGUCUGCUGCGGGUCCUGGAGAUGACGGUGACUCUGGUUCCUGAGAUCUUCCUGGACUGGACCCGACCGUCUGCCGAGCUGCUGCUGCGAAGACUCGCUCAGCUGCUAAACCAGGUGUUGAACCGAGUGACGGCCGAGAAGAAUCUCUUCGAUCGAGUCGUCAACCUGAGGCUGCCAGGUCUGGAGAGUGUGGACCACUACCCCAUCCUGGUGGCGGUGACGGGGAUCCUGGUCCGGGUUCUGGUGGACGGAGACAGACAGGGGAUCUCCCGGGCCUCCUCAGUGUUGCUGUCUGACCCGUGUUUCCAGCUGCACUCCAUCCAGCACCUGUUGGGGGAGGCAGCCGACUCUUCCUCCUCCUCCUCCUCCUCCUCGUCCACCCUCCCCUCCUCCUCCUCCCGACCUGUGAUUGCCUCUCUGGGCUCGACUGUGACUCCUGCGAUCCCGUCAGCUGCUGCGAACACCAACUCUACAGAACGCAAACACUUCUCCCUGCACGCAUACACAGACUACAUCAGUGAGGAGGAGAAGCAGAAGGUGGAGCUGAUGCUGGCGUUCCUCACCGAGGAGAACCAGCAGGCUGCAGCCAGCACCGCCCCGACCAGUGAGGAGGACCUCUGCCCCAUCUGCUACGCUCACUCCAUCUCCGCCAUCUUUAAACCCUGCUCACACAAGUCCUGCAAAGCGUGCAUCAACCAGCAUCUGAUGAACAACAAGGACUGCUUCUUCUGCAAAGCCACCAUCACCGGGGUGGAGGACUACAGCAAGCCCUGCUAACACACACACACACACACACACACACACACACACACACACACACACACACACACACACACACACACACACACACACACACACACACAGUCCCUCUCAGUGUGUGUUAGGGCUGCUGGAGCUAUUCAUAUUUAAAGAGAUUGAAGCAAACACCCUCUGAGAGGAAAGUCCUGAGGUGGAACUCCUUCACUGCAUCUACAAGAAAUAGAUAUCAAUUCCCCGUUAGAAGAACAGGGAUGUAUAGGAACUAAUAUUAUGGGAUGUUAAGAUUAAAGUCCAACAUAAAAAGACCAGAAAUUGGAUAUUCUUGGGAAAUAUCUCCAAAUAUAUAUGUGAAAAAUACAAAUACAGAGAGACGUGGAAUUUAGAAUAAAUGACGUCCUUAAAAACCUGAGCUCACAGAAAGCUCGUUCAGGACGCGAUCACCUGCUGCUCCUAUGGAUUCACAACUUCAGAGUCACCGUCACAGUGUUCUGUCUGUCUGUCUGUCUGUCUGUCUGUCUGUCUGUCUGUCUGUCUGUCUGUCUGUCUGUCUGUCUGUCUGUCUGUCUGUCUGUCUGUCUGUCUGUCUGUCUGUCUGUCUGUCUGUCUGUCUGUCUGUCUGUCUGUCUGUCUGUCUGUCUGUCUGUCUGUCUGUCUGUCUGUCUGCUCUGAGCCACGGGGCAGAAACCUGACGAGAGGAACGUCUCAGUGUAAAACUAAAGGAGACGUUUUAAAUGUAGGAAUGAAAUAGAAACGUAUAAAUGAUAAGUACACUUUAUCUAUUUUGAAAACGACCGUUCACGUGUUUCUUUAAAUCAGUCAAUCUUUCCAUUGGAACACUUUUCCUGUUGGUUUAAUCAGGAGUAUUGAAAUGAUUUUAAACCAGUUUAAUUAUGAAGAAAUCCUUCAAAGUUCUGAAAGUGUUGCGUGUUAAUGAGUUUAAGAACACAUGUAUAAAUUAAAGAAAUGAAUCGGAUGGAUUCAUUUACAGUUAGAAUCAGAGUGUGAAUGGAAAGUAAAGAAGGGUUAUUUUAGUGCUUUAUUUAAAACAUCCUAAAUCUUCUUCCCGCGUCCGUCUGUAAUGUUCGGUUCCUCCUUCUUUUUAAGAUACCUGCGACCUGUUUCAUUUGUCCUGUUUUUGUCCAGAAACAAAUGAGCUGUUAUGAGUAAGAAAGGCUUCCUGUCGUGUUUCUGACGGACCGAUGGACGCUGAGCAUUUAGAAAGAGUGCGCUUGUUUUCCUCACCCUAUGGUACCUACCCCCACAGCAUGUCUCUGAGUGAGGGGUGUUUUAUUCUGAAGGGAUUCUCCUUCCUGUGUGUCUUGUGUUUGGGAUGGGGGGGGGGGUGUGUUCUGAGUUGACAUAUAAUGAUGAUGUUACUGCAUUAAAUUAUUUAUCCUGAACGGA
Molecule: messenger RNA, 5535 nt
Organism: Eleginops maclovinus (Patagonian blennie)
Lineage: Eukaryota; Metazoa; Chordata; Actinopteri; Perciformes; Eleginopidae
Product: E3 ubiquitin-protein ligase RNF123
Cellular component (GO): cytoplasm
Molecular function (GO): protein binding; ubiquitin-protein transferase activity
Source: RefSeq, a predicted model, not a curated record